Messenger RNA from Andrographis paniculata, 4117 nucleotides. Its product is annotated as probable phospholipid-transporting ATPase 4. Lineage: Eukaryota; Viridiplantae; Streptophyta; Magnoliopsida; Lamiales; Acanthaceae. Gene Ontology annotation, cellular component: plasma membrane. The record is from RefSeq and is a predicted model, not a curated record. Gene Ontology annotation, biological process: phospholipid translocation. The transcript is spliced from 11 exons. Gene Ontology annotation, molecular function: magnesium ion binding; ATP binding; ATP hydrolysis activity. Bases 311 to 3946 code for a protein of 1211 amino acids.
CCUCGUCGUCCUUGCUCGGAAUUGUUUUGUAUUUUAUAUUUUUUUACGUUUUUGAUAUCCGCCAUUGGGAUCACCGAGCUCAGAUUAAUGUGGGCUUAUCCCACAUUCCUCUCUUUGAUGUAAUUUGCUGCUCGGGUGUUGCAUUGGCGGUGUUCGGUAAGUUUGUCGGUGGCAAGAUUGGGCAGGAUAUUCACUUUUCGUGGAGAACAAAACAAGGCCUGUUACUUGCCUGCUGAAGUGAAGUUUUGUGUGUGUGUGGAAAUUGUUUGUUCUCCGGCACAAGUGGAAUUUACCUUCACAAUAGUCACAAAUGCCUAAGCGAAGGAUAAGGUCGAAGAUUGGCAGGGGCUAUCUGCAUACGUUUGCUUGCCAUCGGCCACAUCCUUUUGAAAGAGAUAAGGAGCCUGGCAUUGAAGGACCUGGUUAUUCACGGGUUGUCCGAUGCAACCAGCCGUAUCUACAUGAUAAAAAGCCCCUCAAAUAUGCAUCGAAUCAUAUUUCGACAACUAAGUACAACAUCAUUACUUUCUUCCCCAAGGCCUUGUUUGAGCAAUUCAGACGUGUUGCCAACUUGUAUUUUCUCCUGGCUGCAGCUUUAUCAUUGACGCCUAUAUCGCCAUUUGGUCCUCUUAGCAUGAUUGCUCCGUUGGUCUUUGUGGUUGGAUUGAGUAUGGCUAAAGAAGCUCUGGAAGAUUGGCGUCGGUUUAUACAGGAUAUGAAGGUUAACUUAAGAAAAGUCAUGGUGCAUAAGAAAGAUUGUGUUUUUGGUCAUAAACCUUGGAUGCAGCUUCGGGUUGGUGAUGUGGUGAAAGUGGAGAAAGAUCAAUUCUUCCCUGCUGAUUUGCUUUUUCUAUCUUCAAGUUAUGAAGAUGGGAUUUGUUAUGUCGAAACUAUGAACUUAGAUGGAGAGACAAAUUUAAAAGUGAAACGAGCCCUGGAGGUAACAUUACCUCUGGAUGAUGAUCCAACUUUCAAGGAUUUCACUGCUACAAUCAAAUGUGAAGAUCCCAAUCCGAAUCUUUACACAUUUGUUGGGAAAUUGGAAUAUGACGAUCGAGUGCAUUCUAUUGAGCCUAAUCAGGUUCUCCUCCGUGAUUCGAAGCUUCGGAACACAGAAUAUGUCUAUGGAGUGGUGAUAUUCACUGGACAUGAUAGCAAAGUUAUGCAGAACUCCACGAAAUCGCCUUCUAAAAGGAGUAAGAUUGAGAAACAAAUGGACAAAAUAAUAUAUGUCCUGUUCAGUAUUUUGGUGCUCAUCUCUCUCCUUAGCAGCCUUGGUUUCUUUCUCCAAAUAAAAUAUUAUUCACCAAUGUGGUGGUAUUUAAAGGUACCGGACAGUAAAGGGCUUUAUGAUCCUGACCACCCACUAAAGUCUGGCUUUUAUCAUCUGAUCACUGCUCUUAUCUUGUAUGGAUACUUGAUUCCAAUAUCCCUCUAUGUGUCAAUUGAGGUUGUAAAAGUCCUCCAAGCUUUAUUCAUAAACCAGGAUAUUCAAAUGUAUGAUGAAGAGACUGGAACCCCUGCUGAGGCACGGACGUCGAACUUAAAUGAGGAGUUAGGACAAGUCGACACAAUCCUAUCCGAUAAAACAGGCACCUUAACCUGCAAUCAAAUGGACUUUCUUAAAUGCUCCAUUGCUGGUACUGCAUUCGGAACCCGGGCUAGUGAUGUCGAACUUGCUGCUGCAAAACAGAUGGAGUUGGACAGGCAAAUUGGAAACACAGAAGAUGAAGUUAUGGAAUCAGAUGCUCGAUUAGAGUCUGUUAUUACUUCAAAAGAUGAUGAUGGGGUAAAGCUUCCUAUAAAGGGGUUUAGCUUUGAGGACAGCAGGCUAAUGAAUGGGAGUUUUAUUAAUGAACCCAACAAGGAUGAUAUCUUGUUGUUUUUCAGAAUACUAGCAGUUUGUCACACUGCAAUUCCAGAGAAAAAUGAGGACUCCGGGACUGUCACCUAUGAAGCAGAAUCUCCCGAUGAAGGCGCGUUUCUUGUUGCUGCUAGAGAAUUUGGAUUUGAAUUCUGUAGAAGAACUCAGGCAGGUGUAUUUGUACGUGAGAGAUAUCCUUCUUUUCAUGAGCCUAUUGAAAGGGAGUAUAAAAUUCUUGGUCUGCUGAAUUUCACAAGCAAAAGAAAAAGAAUGACAGUAAUUGUUAGGGACGAGACUGGUCAGAUACUUCUCCUGUGCAAAGGAGCUGACAGUAUCAUUUUUGAUAGGCUAGCAAAGGAUGGGAAAAAGUAUCUGGAAUCCACCACGAAGCAUUUGAAUGAAUAUGGGGAAGCUGGAUUGCGAACGUUAGCACUGGCUUAUAAGAAACUUGAUGAGGCAGAGUUUUCUGCUUGGAAUGAAGAGUUCACCAAAGCAAAAACCUUAUUUGGUGGUGAUAGGGAAGCAAAUCUUGAGCGGGUUUCGGACAUGAUGGAAAGGGAUUUAAUACUUGUUGGUGCAACUGCUGUAGAGGACAAAUUACAGAAAGGAGUGCCUCAGUGUAUAGACAAAUUGGCACAAGCUGGUCUAAAGAUUUGGGUUCUAACAGGUGACAAAAUGGAGACUGCAAUUAAUAUAGGCUUUGCUUGUAGUUUACUCCGACAAGGCAUGAAGCAAAUAUGUAUAUCAACAGAUGUGGCCACACUACCCCAAGACGCCAAACAAGCUUCGAAGAAGGAUGUCCUCUUGCAAAUUUCCAAUGCCACUCAAAUGAUUGAGCAAGAAAAGGAUCCACAUGCUGCAUUUGCAUUGAUCAUCGAUGGGAAAACUCUAACUUAUGCACUGGAAGAUGAUAUGAAGCAUCAAUUUUUGAAUUUGGCGGUUGGUUGUGCUUCUGUGAUAUGCUGUCGAGUCUCACCUAAGCAGAAAGCUUUGGUCACAAGAUUAGUAAAGCAAGGAACUGGGAAGAUCACAUUAGCAAUUGGUGAUGGUGCUAAUGAUGUUGGUAUGAUUCAAGAAGCAGACAUUGGUGUUGGCAUUAGUGGAUGUGAAGGAAUGCAGGCUGUAAUGGCUAGUGACUUUUCGAUUGCACAAUUCCGAUUUCUGGAGAGGCUUCUUGUUGUACAUGGACACUGGUGCUACAAAAGAAUUGCUCAGAUGAUUUGUUACUUUUUCUACAAAAACAUUGCUUUUGGCCUUACAAUCUUCUACUUCGAGGCUUUCACUGGUUUUUCUGGGCAGUCAGUAUAUGAUGACUGGUACAUGCUGCUAUUUAAUGUUGCCCUCACGUCCCUUCCCGUUAUCUCACUUGGAGUGUUUGAGCAAGAUGUGGACUCUGAAGUGUGCUUGCAGUUCCCGGCUUUGUAUCAGCAAGGUCCAAAGAAUUUGUUCUUCGACUGGCCAAGAAUAUUUGGGUGGAUGGGAAAUGGCCUCUACACUUCUCUCGUAGUAUUCUUCCUGAACAUCAUUAUCUUCUAUGAUCAAGCUUUCCGCGCUGGAGGCCAGAUUGCUGACAUGACUGCAGUCGGGACUGCUAUGAUGACUUGUGUUAUUUGGGCCGUCAAUUGCCAAAUCGCCUUAACGAUGAGCCAUUUCACAUGGAUCCAGCACUUCCUCAUAUGGGGUAGUGUCACCACAUGGUACCUGUUUCUUUUAAUUUACGGAGAGAUGCAUUACGCCCUGCAGAAAAACACCUUCAGAAUUCUCAGGGAAGUUCUAUCUCCGGCGCCUAUUUACUGGUCUACAACCCUCUUAGUAACCAUCCUGUCUAAUCUCCCCUACCUCACUCACAUUUCAUUCCAGAGAAUGUUCAACCCAUUGGAUCAUCAUGUCAUUCAAGAGAUUAAGUACUACAAGAAGCACAUCGAGGACGGAAAAAUGUGGAUAAGGGAGAGCUUCAAGGCGCGUGAGCACACCAAGAUUGGCUUCUCAGCAAGAGUUGAUGCCAAAAUCAGACACUUAAAAGGAAGGUUGCAGAAAAAGCACACGUUGGCUAAUAACAACGAUUUAGUGCACCGAGCUUAGCACUUCCAUACGGUAGUAUUCUUAGUAGCUUCUCAGUGCAAGGAAAAUUUUGAUUGAGAUUGAUUUUCUUUCCUCAGUGUAUGUACAUCUAUAGAGGAGUUGACAUAGUUUGUUUACCAAAGCACUGAGAAGCUAUUGCAUGUAUGAUAUUUAUACACCAAUUUAAUUGAA